AUAUUCAAUCGAUUUCAAUGUAUUGUUAAAUGUUAUGUACAUACUCAAGCUCAAAUAAAUCUUAACAAAAAACUAAGAUGAAAUUAAAUGUGUUUUUUGAAACCUUUCUACAUAAUUGAAUAUUACGUGACGGCGCACGAUAAAAGUGUAAUAGUGAACUAAUUUUGUUUUCAAGCAGUGGAAAGAAACUGAUUAUGUCUACCUUAAUUCAAUCAUAUGAACAACAAUAUUCAGUUUUAACAGCGGAGAUCACGUCUAAAAUUGGUCGAUUAAAGUUGGGAAAUGACGAUAAUCCUGACAAAUUAUCGAGAGAGAUACAAUCAAGUUUUGAGGAAGCUAAUGAUUUGCUGGAGCAAUUAGAAUUGGAGUAUCGUGGUUCAGGUGUUGGGUCCAGGGUUGCUGCCUAUCGUGCUGAACUGCAGCGUGUUAGAGAUGAGUACCGCUCGGUGAUUAGCAAUUCUGCAGCUUACAAUAUUGAUCCUGAUGAUUACGAUGACUGGUCGACAGUUAAUGAGCAAAAUCAAAAGCUAUUGAACAAUUCUGAGAGGCUGGAACGGUCUGGCAAAAACCUGACUGAAGGCUAUCGUAUCAUUCUGGAAACAGAACAAAUUGGCAAUGCAGUUUUGCAGGACUUACAUCAUCAAAGGGAAACUUUACACAGGACGAGGGCAAGGUUACGAGAAACAGAUGCAGACCUAAACCGGUCCACUCGUCUGGUGAAGGGAAUGAUGAUGAGGGCGAUACAGCACAAGGUUAUAUUGGCAUCAGUGGUGGGUGUGAUGACAGUGUUAGGAGUAAUUGGAAUAUACUUUUACGUCACGUAGCUGCGCAUGCCAGGGUCGCCUUGUUUGACUACACAUCAUCGUACCUGAUUCACCAAGCGUUCCGAUAUUCUGAUGAAAUGAAAUUUAUUUGCACUUUAUUCAAACACAAACAGGUAGUAAACAAAUGUAGAGUUUUGAUAAACUAGUCGAUAAGUAUAUGUAAUUAAAGGGAAGACAUAUUAUAAAUUGUACCAAAGCCAUGCUUUAUAGUCUGUGCUGUAGACAGACGUGAUAAAUGACAGCUGGGCUUAAGUGUUGCCAGUGCAAUUUUACACGAUGGCGUAUGGAAAAAUAAGAUUACCUCGUGUCUACUUUAAUGUUUAACUAGCGCAUAUAAGAUAUAAUUGUGUGAUAUUUAUGUAAAUAAAAGUCGUUUAAAAUAUAUUGCAAUUAUGUUGUAUUGCACCUAGUCAGUAUUGAUUGUAGACAUUAGAUAGGAUAUUGCAAUUUUUAUAAAAAUUAUUUUUUAUUAUCAUCUAUCAAAAAAGGAAUAUUUAUUAUUUUGUCCAAGGAAUGUAUAAAGGUAAGGUUAGGUAUCAAAAACCUUAAACCAAUUUUAGUUUAUAAGAUUGUCAAAUGUCAAACUUAAUUGAAAAAUAGUCACUUUGAAUAAAGCUUUAGUUGGAAUUUUAAACACGCUAAAUAUAGUGUCUGUUCCACAAAUCAGCACUGCGGAUAGUUAAUAUUAAUAUUGUAUCGACUUUAGUAUUAAUAAUAUGAUACGAGAAAUUUAAUGCCUGACUGUACUAGUAUUUAAAUAGAAAAAUUUACUGAGAAACGUAUAUAAUAAAUUAUUGUUCACUGCAA
Pieris napi is the source of this 1631-nucleotide messenger RNA. RefSeq names its product vesicle transport through interaction with t-SNAREs homolog 1A (gene Vti1a). NCBI's taxonomy places the organism in Eukaryota, Metazoa, Arthropoda, Insecta, Lepidoptera, Pieridae. The transcript has 6 exons. The coding region runs from base 195 to 824 and encodes 209 amino acids. Gene Ontology annotation, cellular component: late endosome membrane; Golgi apparatus; endoplasmic reticulum membrane. Gene Ontology annotation, biological process: intra-Golgi vesicle-mediated transport; Golgi to vacuole transport; retrograde transport, endosome to Golgi. The record is from RefSeq and is a predicted model, not a curated record. Gene Ontology annotation, molecular function: SNAP receptor activity; SNARE binding.